AUGGAGGGUUACUUAGAGGCUUUGCAAAUGCAGGAGGAGAGCCAAAAACCUCAACGCUUACCUCUCCUGCUGUAUCCCUUCAGCAGCGCUCAACCGUGGGGAGGAGCCCAUUUUCACCACUGCGUUCGGAAGGAUGGCAUCCCUGGCGCUUUCUCUGGGCCGGCCUCUCUUCCUGCUGGUGUGGCAAAAGUUGCUCUGGUUCCAGCUCAGGUUUUGGUGACCUUUCAGGACGUAGCGAUCCACUUCAGUGAGGAAGAAUGGGCCCUUUUGGAUCCGGACCAAAGAGCUCUCUAUAUAGAUGUCAUGGUAGAGAACAACAUCAACUGGGCCUCUCUGGGAGGAUAUUUAUUUCCCAAGAUGGCCCUCAUUUCCAGGCCUAAAGGCAACAAUAAUAUCUAUGUACAGGACUCCAAGGACAUGGAGAGCAUUUCAGAGGAAGCUUGGAGCCGGGAUUGUCUCUCCCCAACUUCUUUGUGCGAUAAAAGAAUGUUUGGUGAGGCUGAAGAUCUACUCCUGCCUUCUGAGCACCCGGGAACACAAGAGAAAUCUUUGGGAAGAGUAGAGCAGAAAGAUGAGGCCUCUGGAGGCCUCCUCAUUGGGGAAAGAGAAGAGGUGUGGACCAAUUCCGGGAGGACCUACCGCUGGAAGUCGUUCCUCGUCCCACGGGAAACGAAACCUCCCAGGGAGAAGCUACACAGGUGCCCGGUUUGCUGGAAGUGUUACAGCACGAGGCCCAUCCUGGCACGGCACCAGAGGACCCACACGGGCGAGAGGCCGUACCAGUGCUCUGAGUGCGAGAGGCGCUUCAGCCAACGCGUCGACCUGAAGAACCACCAGAGGAUCCACACGGGCGAGAAGCCGUACGUGUGCCCGGAGUGCGGGAAGAGCUUCAAGCACCACUCCAGCUUGACGGCCCACGAGAAGAUCCACACGGGCAACAAGUCCUAUGCCUGCCUGGAGUGCCGGAGCAGCUUCAGCAACAGGUCGAGUUUCUCCAAGCAUCAGAUGACCCACUUGGCGGAGAAGGCAGGGCCUCCUCCGGGAGUAGGGAAAGUUUCCGGGAGUGGCGGAACCUUACAGGACAUCAGAGAAUACAUAUGAGAGGGAUGAGCUGGUCACCUCUGCCGUGAACUUAGGGCAUUCCUGUCUUAUGGGGGCAAGGGGAAGCUGUCGCCCUCAAUGUAUUAUUGGACUCCAGCUCCCUUGACUAUUGGCUGUGCCCC
This is a messenger RNA of Lacerta agilis (Sand lizard), 1223 nucleotides long. RefSeq names its product zinc finger protein 558-like. Gene Ontology annotation, biological process: negative regulation of transcription by RNA polymerase II. The record is from RefSeq and is a predicted model, not a curated record. Gene Ontology annotation, molecular function: DNA-binding transcription repressor activity, RNA polymerase II-specific. The transcript is spliced from 5 exons. The coding region runs from base 1 to 1101 and encodes 366 amino acids. Lineage: Eukaryota; Metazoa; Chordata; Lepidosauria; Squamata; Lacertidae.